AUGGCGCUUUCCAUCGAGGAUGCUUUUACGUGCCACUUUUCAACCAUUGUGGCCUUUACUCAGUGUGCCAUAGCCCUUGAACUUCAGAAGAAGAAAAAGAUAAAGCCAAAAAAGACUGUGGAACUCCUCAAUCUGGAAGCUCAGCUUAUUAAGAAAGAAGAUACGAAAAUCAGAAAAACAAUUCCGGCUGAUCAGCGAUUGUCUGUAACACUUUUCUAUCUGGCCACAGGACAGUCGCGGCGUUCAUUAUCAUGGUCGUACAGAAUCAGCCACAACCUUAUAUCGGCUAUAAUUCCUGAAGUCUGCCAGGCUAUUUAUGCUGUGUUAGGGGAACAUACCUCAAACUACCAACGACAUCAGCAGAAUGCAUCUGUAGCAUCUGCCUUCCAUGAUAUGUGGAAUUUCCCUUUUUGUUUGGGGGCUUUGGAUGGGAAAAGAGUGCUAGUGAGAAAGCCUGCCAACUCAGGGUCUGAGUAUUUUGAUUACAAAACUCAUCAUAGCAUCAUAAUGUUAGCUUUGGUAGAUGCCAACUAUAAAUUCUUGUAUGUCGACAUUGGAACCAAGGGACGUGCUAGUGAUGCUGGGGUGUGGGAUAAAUGUACUCUGAGAGACUGCAUUGAGAAGCAGCAACUGCAGAUUCCUCAAAACGAUACGUUGCCCUAUACCAAUAUCAGAGUGGCUUAUGUCAUAGUAGAUGAUGACGCAUUUCCUCUAAAGUGCUACUUAAUGAAGCCUUAUCCGGGUAAAAAUAUAACCAAUGUGCAAAGAGUAUUCAAUUAUAGGUUGUCAAGGGCACGACGGAUUUCUGAAAAUGCUUUUGGAAUUCUUGCCUCCAAAUUCCGAGUGUUGCUGCAACCAAUUGCCUCGAAGCCAGAAUUUGUAAAAAACAUAAUUUUUGCAGCUGUAGUGCUGCACAAUUUCCUGCGAGUCAAGAGUGGGAAUCCUGUCCGACCUGAAAUGCUUAUGAGGGAAGACCAUGAAAAAGGUAUUUUGAUUCCAGGUGAUUUGGAGGUAGUACCAAAUGCCAUGGAAAAUCUCCAGCCAACAGCACGUGGCCACUCGCAUGAAGCCAAACGUGUAAGAAACACUAUGGGUUCCGUUUCUUGGCAAGAGAGGGUGGCUAAUUUACACUGA
Molecule: messenger RNA, 1134 nt
Organism: Penaeus monodon (black tiger shrimp)
Lineage: Eukaryota; Metazoa; Arthropoda; Malacostraca; Decapoda; Penaeidae
Product: protein ALP1-like
Exons: 3
Coding region: 1-1134 (377 amino acids)
Source: RefSeq, a predicted model, not a curated record